This is a messenger RNA of Darwinula stevensoni, 606 nucleotides long. Lineage: Eukaryota; Metazoa; Arthropoda; Ostracoda; Podocopida; Darwinulidae. The record is from the annotation of a GenBank genome assembly.
CUCCCUGUCUGCCCCCAUCCGUCUUCAUCUCCCUUAUAUAAGGACUAGGAAUUCGCACUGAAAAUUCAGUCGCUCUCAAGACGAACUGGAAGAAUGAAGACCCUCAUCAUCCUCUGCUUCUGCAUGACCACCGUCUUCGCCACCGAAGGAUGGGUGGACUGCGGUGGAUCGUCACUGGAUAAUCAGCUGGAUAUUUCCGGCUGUCCCCGGGUUCCUUGUCAGGUCGAGCCUGGCGAUCGAAUUACCAUCACUGGUUCCGGCAUCGCAGGUGUGUAUUCCCGGACGCUGGCGCCGUUGGUCUUGAUCACAUUGGCUGGCAUUGAAUUGGAUAUCACGGAGGAGCUGGGAUUAGAUCUCGACGCUUGUAAUGGCUUGAUAACCGGGGAUUGCCCCAUCGAAGUAGGGGAAUCUGUCGUUUAUACCGCUACUGGCACCCUCUUCGACCUACCAGGACUCUCCGGCGAGUUGAAUGUCACGAUGAUAAUAGCCGGAGAUGCUGGACGGGAUGAUCCCGUGUCAUGUGGUGUAGUCCUUUUCGAAUUCAUCUGAGGCCUCAAAAUGAAAAUAAUUAUCAAUACGAAUGAAAAUAUGCAUUCUUCCGCACAA